Lates calcarifer (barramundi perch) is the source of this 7330-nucleotide messenger RNA. It is a transcript of the gene prdm2b, whose product is annotated as PR domain containing 2, with ZNF domain b. The record is from RefSeq and is a predicted model, not a curated record. Gene Ontology annotation, cellular component: nucleus. The coding region runs from base 329 to 5566 and encodes 1745 amino acids. Gene Ontology annotation, biological process: regulation of transcription by RNA polymerase II. Gene Ontology annotation, molecular function: DNA-binding transcription factor activity, RNA polymerase II-specific; histone methyltransferase activity; protein binding. NCBI's taxonomy places the organism in Eukaryota, Metazoa, Chordata, Actinopteri, Centropomidae. The transcript has 9 exons.
ACAGGACUUUGAGCCACUGCCUGCAGGAGAGGAGCCCGGGGAGCCCUGUCGUCCACAGAAACCUCCCCUGAGUUGAACGUUAUUGCCCCAUCGCUGCGUACGUGUGUGAGUUAGUGUGUGUGCAUGUGUGUGAGUGUGCGCGCACGAGUCUGACAGGCUGCCUCUCCCAACUACACCACAGACCACGAUCCGAGUUACUGAAGAGGCUUUCGACUCAAGCCUCCCCAUCCGCCAUUUUCAGCAGAUUGAAAGCAGGUAGAGCACAAAAAUCACAAGUCCCCGGUCAAAUAAAGCAGACCUGGUGCCCGCCGUCUUGUGGAAACAGGUCAUGGCUAUCACUGGAGGGACGGUGGAAGCUCUGGAUGAAAUUCCAGCCCAUGUGUGGAAGGGUUUGCCCGACUGUUUGACACUCAGACCUUCUGCCAUAAAUCAAAGCCGCAUCGGCGUCUGGGCCACUCGGGUCAUCCCCAAGGGCAAGAGGUUCGGUCCAUUCGUUGGAGAGAAGAAAAAAAGGUCCCAGGUGACCAGUAAUGUUUACAUGUGGGAGGUUUAUUUCCCAGCGCGAGGCUGGAUGUGCGUUGACGCCACAGAUCCCAUGAAGGGGAACUGGCUGCGAUAUGUGAACUGGGCACGCUCUGGUGAAGAGCAGAACCUUUUCCCCCUGGAGAUCAACAGAGCCAUUUACUACAAAGUUUUACGGCCUAUCGGGCCGGGAGAGGAGCUGCUGGUGUGGUACACUGUGGAAGACAACCCUGAGAUAACAGCUGCACUGGAGGAAGAAAGAGCCAGCAGUCUGAGCAGGAAAAAUUCACCCAGGGCGAAGCGAGCCAGAAGAAAGCUGCUGGAGAGAGCCAGACAGGCUGGUUUGGGUGGAUUCAAGAAAACGAGUGGAACCAAACCUACUGUCAAGGACAUGUGGGAUGGGGAGGAAGGUCUGAAGGAGGAGGAUGAGAGGCCAUCAGCCUUGGGGACCUCGCAGGAACUCCAGGAAACCCAUCCCAUGGGAAGCACUGACCAUAAAGAUGUGAAGGAUGUAUCAGCGGGAUUGAUGGACAGGGGAAAUGAGGAGGAGGAGGAGGAGGAGGAGGAAGAAGAAGAGGAGGAGGAGGAGGAGGAAGAAGAGGAGGAAGAGGAAGAUGCUGAGGAUUUGAUGGAUCCAGCUGAAGUACAGCAGCAAACUGCUCAGCAUUCACCUGCAGCUGAUUCCAUGCAGAAUAAGCAGCCUGGCCUGUCGCUGACCUGUGGUGAACAAAGCCAUAAGAGUUCAGAGCCAAAGUCAGAGUCUUCCUCACUCAGAGGGCAAGAGCCAGAGGUCGAUCCCGAUCCUGAUCUUGACCUCGACCCCGAUCCGGACGGUGACCUUGAAAGUGAUCCCCACGGAGAGUCGUAUCCCUGUCAGCACUGUGAACGUCACUUCUCCACCAGGCAGGGUCUGGAGCGUCACAUACACAUUCACGCCAUCACCAACCAGCAGACACAACUGUUUAAGUGCCGGUACUGUAGUAAAUCCUUUGGCUCACAGGUGGGGCGGCGCCGGCAUGAGAGAAGGCAUGAGAGUGGGACUAAGAAAAGGCCUGGUUCUCUGGCUGGAACUGCUGGUCUGGUCAGUCCCCUGGUGCAGACUGAUGGUUCAAGUCCUGACUGCACCAGCCCAACUAGUCAGUAUAUAGCCAUAGGGUCCCAGUUUACUGGAGGACCUCUGCACCACUCAGAGACGCAGAGAAAGGAGUUGGGGCCCCAUGCUGACCGUCCCUUUAUAUUGGAUGAAAAUGGGGAGUCAAAGGAACUCCAUCCUUGCAAGUACUGCAGUAAAGCGUUUGGCACACACACCAACAUGCGGCGACACCAGCGCAGGAUACACGAACGGCACUUGUUACCAAAGGGAGUGCGCAGGAAAGGCAUGCUGCUGCAAGAGGUGUCCGCAAAGCAACAGCAGCAGCCCGAUGAGUCCCCCAGCGCCAGCCCUCCGCCCGUCUACGUGCCCAGCGCGGACACGGAAGACGAGGUGGACAGGGACGACUACGCAGUCGACAUAUCCAAAAACAUCUCUGAGAAUCUCAGCUUCUACAUCGACGGCAAGAUUGUGUCCACCAGUUCGGUGAGCAGCUGUGAAGUGAUCGAGGUGGACUCCAGAUCCGCAGCUCUGUUUGGUCUGGACACGGUCAUAAUCAGCCCGAAUCAGAUCGGUCAGGCGCUGAAGGUGGAGGGGAGAGUGAGCGGCGCGAAGCAAGUCUCCAACAUCGGCCAGCCAACAGGAAAGAGGAGAACAUCUACACCCCCGUUUGUUCCUAGCCUUAAAGUGGAGACAGAGUCAGGGUCUUUCACAGCCUCUUCAUCGUCUUCAUCAUCCUCUACAUCUUCCUCAUCUAACCUGCUUGUGGGAGGACUGUUCCAACAAGCCACAGAUUCAUCAGCAUUUCAGAGGGAGAAAACAGUUUAUCUCUCACCUAAGCUCAAACAGCUCCUUCAGACGCAAGAUAUUCAGAAAUCAACCAUUGCCCUGAUAACAGAAAGCCAUAGACUGGCCUCCCCGCUGUCAGUCACGCCGCUGCAGGGGGCUUCAGGCAGGUUUAAACGGAGAACAGCUUCUCCCCCGUCGUCACCACAGCUCAGUCCUGCGUGUAAAACAGAAAGCUGUAAAGCUGAGGUGGCGAGCUCAUACACCCUUAAGGUGCCAAAGCUGGAAAGUCACACUGUUUCACCUCCUGGGAGCCUACUGGACAAAGAUGACAGGGACACCCUGAGCCCUUCUGGAAAUAAUAUGCACGGCCAGACGUCUUCUAGUAGCGGAGGAAAUUCCUGUAAUCAACAGCCCUUGGAUCUGUCAAACUCUGUGAGCAGGAAAAGUGACAGCUCGAACAAGGCACUCGGGGAUUCAGCUCUUGAUUUAAGCUUGCAUCGUAAGAGCGCCGUCGAGCCUGAAUUAAAGGGAAGUCCAGCGCUACAGCCGCUAGUAAAAAAGAGAAAGCCUAACACCAGCAUGCUUGAAAAGGUGCUGAUGAAUGAGUAUGUAGGUCUAACUUUGCCAGGAGAGGAGGGCCCCUCGGUCUUAGCAAACCUUAGCUGUUUCCAUUCUCGCUCUCCAAAUGUGACAUCAGAGUCAGCCCACCCCUCUCCGCCCUCUCUGACCCCUGUCACCUUGAAUCCAUCUUCGCCUGGUACAUCUAGUGUGACAUCCCCGACACCGCCUCCCCCCGUACUACCUACCAUACCGUCGCCACCGCCCAUGCCCAGCUCUCCUCUCUCUCAGCCUUCGGACUCAUCUUCACAGAGACCUCUUCCUGUCCUCUCGCCAAAAAUGUCUCCCAGAUCAGUUGAUCACAAGCCCCUGUCAGACUCGGAGGAGGCAAUGUCAGUUGAAGGAAACAAAGAUGAGGAAGAGGACCAUAUCUCUGAGCCACUGGACUCCCCGAACACUCCACUCAAAGAUUCCUCUAAUCGUUCAACACCAAGCCCUCCAGAGCCUGCAUCAGAAGAUCUGCCCGCUACAGAGGAGGAUGGUUCUGUGACUGCAACUUGCAACCGUCUGCUAAACGGCAAAUUGAACCAAGGCCAUGACGCACUAGCCGAGAAAUCUUUGAAAUCUGACUUUGCUGCUCUCUCACCCCAACCAGAAUCCUCAUCCUCCCCAUCAUCCCCUUCUCCUGCAUCACACGACCCACCCCCAUCGCUCGUCCCACAACCCUUCCUUCAGAUUAAGAUAAAAGAAGAGCCUCAGCACUGCACAGACAAGUUGUCAGUUAUGAAUCACACACCUCAGGAUGGUGUUGACACUUCACCUCAGCCCGCUGCUUUAGAUAAACCAUCUGACAAAUCCUCAGAGGCAGAGGAAGUUGACUCGACGUACUGCAAGACUUUUGUGUGUAAUGUCUGUGAAGAGCCGUUCAACUCCAUCAAAGAGCUCAGUGGACACAUCAUAGAUCACGCUGCAGACUGGCCCUUCAAGUGUGAAUUCUGCGUGCAGUUGUUUAGUGAUGCCCCUGCCCUGCUGGCUCACCGGACCACACUACACGGAGUGGGCAGGAUCUACGUGUGCUCCGUCUGUUCCAAAGAGUUUGCCUUCCUCUGUAACCUCCAGCAGCACCAAAAGGAUCUGCAUCCAAAUGAGACGUGUUCUAAUACCACGGUAGAGAGUGGCAAGCUCAGGCCGCAGAACUACACAGAUCCAUCCAGAGCCAAAGAGGAGAGCAGUCCCUCAACACCAGCACCAGAGACGACUGAUGAACCUGCUCCGCACAAUGACUCUGAGGUAGCAAAAGAAGAACCUGAUGUUAAUGGUAAUCACACUGAGGACGGCGCAGAGGACCCCAACGAGGAGUUAUACACUACAAUAAAGAUCAUGGCCUCAGAAGGAGGGAAACCUAAAGGCCCAGACGUUCGCCUUGGCAUUAAUCAACACUACCCCAGUUAUAAACCACCCCCUUUUCCUUAUCAUAGCCGUUCCCAUGCUGGCUCUGUGGCCUCGGCUACUAACUUCACCACCCAUAACAUACCACAAACCUUCAGCACUGCCAUUCGCUGCACCAAGUGUGGCAACAGCUUUGACAACAUGCCCGAACUGCACAAGCACAUUUUGGCCUGCGCCAAUGCCAGUGAUAAGAAGCGUUACACUCCCAAGAAAAACCCCAUCCCCCUCAAGCAAAUAGUAAAGAGCCCGAAUGGAGUGGUGUCACCCACAGCAGCUGCUGCAGGCCAGAGCGCUUUCCGUAGAAUGGGUCAGCCAAAGAGACUUAACUUUAAUCAAGAUACCGGUAAAACAAAAAUGAGUGCCCUCAGUAAGAAGAAAAACCAGCUGGUCCAGAAGGCGAUUUCACAGAAAAAUCGAGCUGCCACUACUGCAAAGAAGGCUACUGUUAAAGUUGAAGAAGAGCAGGCCUCUAACGUCUGCCCCCACUGCAGCCGGGAGUUUACUUAUCCUGCGAGUCUAAGUAAACAUAUGGCUGUCAGCUGUCCCAUGAAGCCUGUUGUGAAAAGGGGCAAAAAGGGUCUAGCAGAGGUGAAAAAAGAGGCAGCGUCUGUCGUAGAUAAAAACAUGAAUCUUAGAAAGAAAGCUUCAGACUGUGAAAUACCACAGACAGAGCCGGAGCGUAAACCCCUGGGAAAGACCCGAGCUCGUAGUUCUGGUGCAGCAGACCCUGAACACUCCCAGGCAAGCAAAGGAAAAACCGCUGCUACUCUGGGCCGACUAAAGAGGCCUGCUUCGUUCCCAGCCCUAGUUUCUGCCAGCAAAAAAACCAAGAAGGGCCAAGUUCAGUCUCUACCUCCCACCCCGGCAGCCCCGGACACUCCCAGUGACACUGCACAGCAACGGCCAGCGAUGAGAAUGCAGCGCAUGGGUAAGGAGGCAGCGCCCAAGAGAUUAGCAGAGGCCAAAUCUCCACCACCACCACCACAACAUCAACAGCUGAAGAAAGAGGAGCGGUUCUCCCUGCGAGCAAGGGAGAGAGUAGGUGGUCCAGUCACCAGGAGCUUACAGAUGGCCAGUGCAGCUCCUCCUGCUGAGGUUAUUACUGAGGAACCACCAAUACAAGAGCCAAAAGAGACUCAGGAGGUGCUGAUGAAGUGAACCAUGUGGACAUUGUUGAGCUCUCCCUGGGAAUACGGUGCUCACCUCUCAGGCAGCGCUCUGGACUAAUCAAGGCACUGACAGCACUGAGGUUGACCUUUUUUUUUGCGGUGGGCUCUCAUUCACUCAAAACAAGUGAAGUUUGCUUAUCUCAACUGCCUUUGCUGGAUUUAAGGAGGGAACUCUCUUUAUCUUCCAUCUAUCUUAUGAACUGAACUGAGCCUCGAUUUUAGCCAGCCUUGCAAAAAAAAAAAAAACCAAACAAAAAAACAAAAAAAAGAAAAGGAAAAAGAAACUGUAAAUGACAAUGAGUUAAUAUAUACGAUAUGUGUCAUUACUUGACCCAAAACAGUAACAUUAGGGCUCCGUUAUUUUGGAAAGCUGAUAUAUUGCAAAGGGCAAUCAUGUAUCAGUUAGGGUUAGGGAAACUUGUUUAUUCUUUCGUUCCUUAUUUUCCCCCUUCGAUUGUUUAGAUUUUUGGAUGUUUCCAGAGUCUCUUAAUGCAUGUGCUGAAUAGAGUAUAAACUAGAUUAAGCCAAUUUCCAUGUCUCUCCCGAUGGGCACCUCCUUCAGUUUAUACAUGAUUUGCAAUAUAUGUAUGUUUGAGUUAAUUUCUGUAGUCAUUAUAUUGUAGAAUAUAUCUAAUUGGUGUAUUUUUGUUUGGGAAACAAAAAUGAAAAUGGCAGUCGUUUACUGCAACAAUUGGUCCUCAGGAACACUGUUUAUGUGUGUGUUAAGUAUGUGAAUGGUUGGAUGUGUGGCCUGACAGCUAUUCCUUCGGUCUAAAUCUCAAGUAUGUCUCAUGUUUUUACUUUUCUUGCUCUUUUUCUUUUUUUGUUUAUCUGACAUUAACAGGUAAUUCCACUUGUAAAAUGAUGGGAAUUAUGUGUAAACUCCUUAAAAAGAAAAAUGUCCAUCUUGAAAAGAUUUUUUUUAAACAUCACUCAUACAGCCCAGUGUUCUUACAGCACUUUAAAACAAACUCCCAAAAUUUCGAGCUGGAUCAGUACGAUUGGCUUAAUUAAACGGUGGAUAAUGGAAUAUAUUCAGGUCUGUUGUACUUGGCAGACGCUGGCAGUUUGUGCCAAAUUGGUGCAAAUCACUCAUCUGGUCUCAAAUACUACUUAAACAGUCGUUCUGUCAUCAAAUCUCUAAAUUGGUUGUCUCCAUUAAGAAAGCAGAUUAAUGAAAAUGACACAUGAACCGACUUUUAUACGCCAAAAUGCAUGAUAGUGACUCAGAUCCCAGAGGAAAAGAUGAAUGCUGCAGUAUUUUGUACUUUGUUUUUUUUUUCAUGUUUCAAGUUGUUUCAUGUGUCGAUUUUCUUAUAAGAGCCACAUCACACUAAUGUAGCCAAAUGAUUUCCCUUCAGAGGACAAAGUUGUCUUUGUUUCAGCGAAUUGAUAUAUUUGGUAAGACUGUACAUGAUGAAACUGUCACUACGUCCCUGCCAAUGAAAAGCUUCUUAUUUUUAGUUUAUAGUCUUUCCAGUCGUCACCCCUCCCAUUUUUUCCACUCUUGACCAUAUUCAUUGUACCCACCAGAGGAUAAGACACACAGGCAAUGCUUAAACACUCGUAGCAUGUUAUGGGAAAGUAAAUUUGAACAAUAUGAUUUGAAGCUAAUUUAUGUUUCCAUGAGAAAUUUUCAUGUUUUGCCUUUCAGCAUCAAGAUUAUGUAUUUAAGGAUGAACAAAGACAAAAAUCCCGAAUGACCUCAAGUAAGACAUUGCUGUAAUUGACAUAAUAAAAAAAAGUUUUUCAA